AUGCCUCUCACCAUCCUCUCCCGAUCCCAGCUCCGCGAACUGCUACAUGCGCUUUCUCGCGACGAGAUUCUUAAUCUGCAGCGCAACCUCGCCGAGGCUCUACGAGAAUACUCCAGUGGAUCUCAGGAGAAGGGUUGCUCGGCAGCUUACCAACCUCAGCGAACAGCCAUUACUCGUCAGAAUGGUACCACAACCAUCUUCAUGCCCGCCAGCACGGGCAAGACAAUCGGCAUCAAGAUGAUUUCCCUGCAGGACGGGGGCACUGCCGGCUGUACUAUUGAACGGGACACCGUGGAUAUGCAGGAUAAGGAACAUAUUGCCAAGCGCAGAGGAGGCUCUUUCCGGAACUCGGUGGCUUCCAUAUCUUCCGACAUGAGCGAUUUGUCUGUAGGCUCUCAAGAAGACAAAGAGGACAGCAACUCGCUCAGCCCCGCCACCACCACCACCAACGACAGCAGUACGGCAGGAUCGAGUACGGAUAGCUCCACCCUCCUCACUGGCUGUGUCAAUCAGCAAAAUGUCACCUCGAACGUUUCUAGAACGCUUGGCGCUUGGCCGGGCGCAGGAACUCGUGACACAUCACCGCGCGGCAGUGUGACACUCCUAGAUGGCGAAAGUCUGCCGUUUGCCUUGAUCAACGCCCAUGAGCUGACGGCAUUCCGCACGGCCUUGGCUUCGCUGAUGAUGUUCAACAGGCGCAAGAAGGUGCGCACUCUUCUCGUAUUCGGAGCGGGCACCCAGGCUUACUGGCACAUCCGCUUGGCGUUGGUUCUCCGCGGUGAGGACAUCCGCCGGGUAUACAUUGUGAAUCGUUCUUUCGAUCGCGCAGCCAAGCUUCUUCAGGAAAUCUAUCAGCCCGAAAAUACCAAAUGGCGCGGAGACGUCAAGUUUUCCGCCGUCAGCACGGAUUUCGGCGAGUAUAGUCGCAUUUUGAAGGAUCAUGUGCGCAAAGCCGACGCGAUCUUCUGUUGUACUCCCUCUCCAGAGCCACUUUUCCCUGCGGAGUACCUCACCGCAGGCGAAGGCCGUCAAAAGGGUCGGCUGAUUUGUGCGAUUGGAUCAUACAAGGCACACAUGGCCGAGAUUCACCCGGAUAUCCUCCGAGAUGAGGUCAAUCUGCAGGCUACACAUAGCCAUUGGCACAAGCAUAUCCACCGUAGUGGUGUGAUUCUAGUGGAUAGUCUAGACGCGGCCAUGAAAGAGGCGGGCGAGAUUAUCCAAGCCGGAAUUAAGCCGAAACAGGUUGUCGAGUUGGGCGAGCUCCUGAUGGUCCGUGAUGCCACCCGUGAUGCGGCCACUGUGGAUGAGGAAAAGAGUCUGCGUGAGUGGUCACAACGGGGGAAUGUCAUCUACAAAUCGGUUGGGCUUGGACUAAUGGAUCUCGUGACUGGCGGAGAUUUGGUGCGCUUGGCGCGAGAGCGGAAGUUGGGGACCACAGUGGAGGACUUCUGA
Messenger RNA from Penicillium samsonianum, 1452 nucleotides. RefSeq names its product putative proline utilization protein PrnX-like. Lineage: Eukaryota; Fungi; Ascomycota; Eurotiomycetes; Eurotiales; Aspergillaceae. Bases 1 to 1452 code for a protein of 483 amino acids. Gene Ontology annotation, cellular component: cytoplasm. The record is from RefSeq and is a predicted model, not a curated record. The transcript has a single exon.